AUGGCGACCAAUCCACAAGCAUUCUACUGCCUGUGGCAAGACGACACCGUCCGUGACACUCUCUUUGACCUGUUGCCCAUUGAGGACCUCCGCGCGCUGCGCCUGGCCAACUCGGCCUGCUGCAACCUGGUCACCAAGAGACUAUUUCUACGAACCCACUUGACCUUCUCGGCCAACACCCUGACCAAGGCCAGCCGCAUCGAGGCGCUGUCUCGCAUCGGCCACCACAUCGAACAUCUCACCUUCUCCUUCCCGCACUCCCCCGCGACCUUUCUACCACCCCUCAUCCACCCGCAGACAGGCGAGGAGAUCUGCUUUCUGUACAGCCCGCAGACCUCGACCGAGUCCGGUCUAACGCGCGCCAAAUAUGGCGACUCGGAGCUGGGAGAGAUCCUCACCCAGCAGUACCCGCCGCUCUUCCACGCAGCCACCCACGUGUCGUCCUUCAUCGCCGCCCUGACCCACAUGCCCAACAUGCGGCAUCUCACUGUCCGGACCCCCGGGCAGUCCCCGGCCGAGCGCUACCGCCGCAGCGUGGUUGACUACGCGCUCAUGAGCCUGCGCAUUGCGCUCGAGCGCGCCCCCCUCGACAAGCUGGCCAAGCUGACCCUGUCCGGCGUCCACCCGGCCGCGUUCCACUACUUGCGCCACACCCCCGGCGGCUUCGGCGCGCUCCCCUCGGCCGCGCGCCGUUGGCACCAGAUCCGCAAGCUGUACAUCUCCGUUGACGCCUGGGACUUCUACCACGACGUCGCGCCCGGGUUGGACCAGCUCAAGAUCAUGGACGACUACAUCCGCACCUUUGCGCCGCGACUGGAGAAGCUGUCCUUCACCUGGCUCGGCCGCCGCGGGCCGUGUCCCCUGGCGCUCGCCGGCGACCCGCUCUUUGCGCCGCCGCGCCACAGCAAGAAACUGUUCCACGAAGUCACGGGCCCCAUGUCACCGCUGCCCGCGCGGCCGUUCCGGCGGCCAUUGGUCCUACCGCGGCUGCGCGCCAUGACGGUGCGCAAUGCGACGAUGAACGUCGACCAGCUACGCGGGCUGAUCGCGAGCCACAAGCAUACCGUGCGGGAGUUUGACUUUGAGAACGUCGCGCUGAUGCGCGGUGGCAGCCGGGACGAGGCGCUAGCGCCAUUGGAAGAAGGGGAAGACGGCGAGAAAGAAGCGUGGUCCCGGCGGUCGAUGGGCGCCGUUUCGACUGCGACUGCGAGCCGGCCCAGCACGUCGCGGUCCAACUCGUCCGGCUCGGCGGUCGCGAGCUCCGCUGAGGACGAGCACCUGCCCGAGUCGUCUGCGGCAGCCACGGCAGCGAGCCGCGAGCUGUUCGAGGUCGACCUGGAGGGCAUGGUGUUUGGGGGCGCUAAUGACAUCGCGGAUGUUUCCACGUUUGAGGCCGGCGUCGAGGAGUGGGCGCGCGGCGUCACGGCGGCUGCGGCGGCCAAGGAUGCGUCCCGGCCCAACUCAGCUUCUGGGCGGGCAGCCGCAGAUGACGAUGGCGGUUUGGCGUCGGACAUCGAGGCUGCGAGGCAGGCGAGCAACGGGAUCUCGACCAAGCUCAAGAGGCGCCGUGUGCGCCGGCGGUCGCGAAAAGAGGAAGGGGAUGAAGGGGCUGAGGAGAAACGCCGGAGCGAACGGAGGAGCGAACGUCGCAGCGAGGAGUGUUACAGCGAGAAACGCCGUAGCGAAGAGCGUCGCAGCGAGGAACGCCACAGCGAGCGCCGCGGCGAGCUUCGCCGUCAUCAUAGUAGCGGCAGCAGCAGCCACCACGGCAGCCAUACCAGCCGUCACAAGCACUCCCGCAGUGACGACACGAGCGAGCGGCACUCAUCCUCCAGCCGGGAUUCACCACGCCGGCGCCGCCACCGUCGCCACCGUUCCGAGGAGCCCGCCGAGAUGACCUUCAUGCCCGAGGUCAUCGGCACCGACGACGAAUCCUACACACCACCAUCCCUACCCUGCACGCCUCCCCGUGCCCCCAGGACCCCCAAGAUCGACAUGGGCAUCAGCGUGCCCAUCCUCAACCUGGCCCCUCUCCCAGUCUUGCUGCAGCCUACGGUCUACGACCCGUCUGCCAAGUGCAACCCGCUGAUGAACAGCCCCGAUUCAGCCUCAUCCUCAUCAAUCCGGACGGCCUCUGACGACGACGGGCUCUCCCCCACACAGCGCACCAUCGAGGCCGACAUGCUCGCCGAGGCCCAAGAGGCUGCCGCGCGGUCGUCGGCGCUGCAGCGCGCCAAGCAGGCCGUCAUGACCAAGCUGUCGCGCGAGUUCUCCAAGCGCAGCAAGGCCGAGAACGGCGAUGACCGCCACCCGCGCAGCAAGGACUCGGCGGCUGUCAUUGCGAGCCUAUCGACGCUCAACCUAGGGAUGAACCUCCCUUCGCAUCGCGGCAGUGGCGGCAGUGGGAGUAGUGGUGAUCACAGUAACUAUUACGGGUUUGGCGGCGGACUGAAUUGCGGAUCCUCGUCGUCGAACGUCGCUCACAAGCUACGCGAGGGCCUCUUCGGGCGGAGCUUGGCGAAUGUGUCCAUCGCCCCGGAUAACCGCAGCUUGGAGAGCCAGACGGCUCUAGUGCCGUUGAUCUUUAGCCGAUCGUAA
Messenger RNA from Dichotomopilus funicola, 2598 nucleotides. RefSeq lists its product as uncharacterized. Lineage: Eukaryota; Fungi; Ascomycota; Sordariomycetes; Sordariales; Chaetomiaceae. The coding region runs from base 1 to 2598 and encodes 865 amino acids. The transcript is spliced from 2 exons. The record is from RefSeq and is a predicted model, not a curated record.